Aspergillus saccharolyticus JOP 1030-1 is the source of this 1155-nucleotide messenger RNA. RefSeq names its product branched-chain amino acid aminotransferase. Gene Ontology annotation, molecular function: branched-chain-amino-acid:2-oxoglutarate transaminase activity. The transcript has 2 exons. NCBI's taxonomy places the organism in Eukaryota, Fungi, Ascomycota, Eurotiomycetes, Eurotiales, Aspergillaceae. The record is from RefSeq and is a predicted model, not a curated record. Gene Ontology annotation, biological process: branched-chain amino acid metabolic process. Bases 1 to 1155 code for a protein of 384 amino acids.
AUGGCAUCUGCAUUUCCCCCUCCCCCCGUCAGUUCCAUUGACUGGAACAAUGUCGGUUUCAAAGUCCGCGAUGUGAACGGCCACAUUGAAUGCCACUACAACGCAAGCACGUCGAGCUGGUCAGCCCCGAAAUUCGUCGCGACCCCUCACCUCAGCAUCCACGGGAUGGCCCCCGGCCUCAACUACGGGCAACAAGCCUACGAGGGCCUCAAGGCCUUCCGUCACCCGGCCGACAGCAACAAGAUCACGGUGUUCCGGCCGGACCGCAACGCAAUCCGCAUGCGCCACUCCGCCGAGUUCAUCUCCAUCCCGCCCGUGCCGGAAUCCCUGUUUGUCGAGGCGGUGCAGCUGGCCGUCGCCGCCAACGCCGAGUUCGUCCCGCCCCAUGAAACCGGGGCGGCCAUGUACAUCCGGCCGCUGGUGUUCGGGUCGUCGCCGCAGCUGGCCCUGACCGCGCCGGAGGAGUACACGUUCGUCGUGUUCGUCAUGCCCACGGGCGUCUACCACGGGGUCAGCGCCGUCGACGCCCUCAUCCUGGAGGAGUACGACCGCAGCGCCCCCGCGGGCACCGGGUCCGCGAAAGUGGGCGGCAACUAUGCGCCGGUGCUGCGGCACAGCGCCAAGGCGUACCGCGAGGGAUUCGGGAUCACCCUGCACCUGGACAGCCGCACGCGGUCUGAGGUUGAUGAGUUCUCUACCUCCGCGUUCAUCGGCGUCAAGAAGGAUGCCGCCGACGGCUCCGUCACCCUCGUGCAGCCGGACAGCACGAACGCCAUUGACUCCGUCACGGCGGCCUCCGUGCUGGAGAUUGGGCAGCGCUUGCUUGGGUACAAGUCCGAGCGGCGCCGCGUGCCGUACGAGGAGAUCAAGGAGUUUGACGAGGUCAUCGCCUGCGGCACGGCGGCGGCGUUGGUGCCUAUCCGCAGUAUCACGAUGCGGUCGAAGAACGACAAGUUCGUGUUUCAGAGUGGGGGCGAGGCGAACCAUGGCGGUGACGUCUGCCGGCAGCUCUUGCAGACCCUCAAGGGGAUCCAGAAUGGCAAGGUCGAGGAUACCUUCGGCUGGAACUUGACGGUCCAGAAACCGCCGCAGGAGUUGUUCGAGGGUGUGGGUGCCCCCGAGGAGGCAGAGUCGAACGGUGUCAAUGUACCGUGA